GUGUCCCCGUGAAAGUCACCAAUAUGAAGGAUGGGGUUGUCUACCAUACGUCCCUGGAACUCUUCAUUUACCUGAAUGAAAUUGCUGGCAAGCAUGGUGUUGGGCGUAUCGACAUUGUGGAGAAUCGGUUUAUUGGGAUGAAAUCAAGAGGUAUCUAUGAGACUCCGGCGGGAACCAUCCUCUACCAUGCUCACUUAGACCUCGAGAACUUCACCACCGACCGGGAAGUGCGGAACGUCAAGCGAAUAUUGGCCACAAAGUUCGGCGAGCUGGUGUACAACG
Messenger RNA from Notechis scutatus (mainland tiger snake), 282 nucleotides. NCBI's taxonomy places the organism in Eukaryota, Metazoa, Chordata, Lepidosauria, Squamata, Elapidae. The record is from RefSeq and is a predicted model, not a curated record.